Molecule: messenger RNA, 2145 nt
Organism: Penicillium soppii
Lineage: Eukaryota; Fungi; Ascomycota; Eurotiomycetes; Eurotiales; Aspergillaceae
Exons: 2
Coding region: 1-2145 (714 amino acids)
Molecular function (GO): protein binding
Source: RefSeq, a predicted model, not a curated record
AUGGCGACUGUUAACCAAAACAUGUUUGGAGCCAGUAUAACUGAGCAGCCUGGUGGCGCUCAGUUGAUGGUUCUGCCGUUGAAUCUCAUCGCUGAGAUUGUGUCACAUGUCAAUGAUACAGGCGAUCUCGCACGAUUAUGCCGGACAUGUCGGGUCCUCAACUAUAUGGCGCUGCCACAACUAUACAGCAGCUUAACGCUGACUUCCUACGACAAAAUCCGCUAUCGCGGCGAACAACCAGAAGGAAUCGGGAGCGCGAGUCCGUUCACAAUGGGUCUGAAUGCGAUUAUCACACGGUCCUAUGCGCCGCUUGUCCGGUCAAUGACAUUACGAGGAGAAUGGAAAGAACAUGAGCUGGAGGAGCACGCCCGAGUCGGUCGGGUGCCCGACUCAUCAAUGUUGCUAAACAUUGCCGCUCGCGCCGCGAUAGACCGCAUGACGAAUCUGGAGAGCUUCCACUGGGAAUUGAACACCAAGAUGCUCGACACGGUAUUCUUGGGAUUGACACAACUGCCCAAGCUCACAUCUCUGACGAUCCGCUUCCCCUCUAGCCGUCACCCACAGCCCACCUUUGUCAUCCCGGGCAUGCCCCAUCUGCGAUGUCUGAAAGUGACCGAUAUCGACCCGCUAUGCUACCCGGAUGAUAUUGCGACCCUGCUUUGGAAAAGUCGGAAGCUUCGCGAAUUGAAAUUACAUUGGUCGCCGCGCAUGCGCGAUGCCCAGGAACCCAGUGUAUCGCUGCAUGAUUACUUCCGCAAGCUUAUCACAUACAAGCAGCCCCUGAUGGUGAAGAAAAUGUCUUUCCAAAAUCUCUAUGCGUUCCACACAGAAGACUUCAAUUUCGCUUUUGACCCGACCACCGUGGAAGAUGUCACAUUCCUCAGUGGGGUCGAGGGAUCUAGUUUGGUCAACACGUUCGUCGAGAGCAGCUGGCCGACUGCCCCACCACAUGCUAAGCUUCGUAUCAAAUCUGUGCGAAUGGACGCAGUUUCAAAGCGGAAUGCAGAGUUUAUUGGAAAUUUUCAUUCCCUCGAGCGGCUUUAUUUCGUCAAUGUUACCUCCGCCUCAAGCGACUCUCUCAACUCCCCACGAACUGGAGAUGUAGAAAUAUCAGCGCUCACGCCGCCUGUCUCUGAACACCAGGUCCCCGGUGUGUCAAAUGGAACAUCCACCAAUUCCCCUAUUACCUCUGCCUCCCCAGCCAGUCAGCUCAAUGCCAUAGCGAGCGUCCGAGAUAUUUAUCUUUCACAUAUCACCACAAACCACGGUGCUACAUUGCGGCAUCUUCUUCUACCAUCUAAAUGGCCUCUCUCCACAGGGAUGAUCGCACGACUCGUCCAUAGCUGCCCGAAUCUGGAGCAACUCGCCCUCGCCACAGAGUUCACCAGCAUGGAUUCUCUGGGCCUUCUAAUACCCUUCCUCAGGAAGCUGAAAGCGCUUCGGCUUCUCAUUCCCCCAUCUUCCGCAGCCCAAAAUGGACCGCCCGGCGCUACACUCAAGGCAUCCCUUGUCGCACAAGGGAAGCCUUUCGACAACAGAUUAAUGAUGGAAGAAACCCUUGCAAACGCCAAAUCUUUCGCAGAAGUGGUGGACAUCGAUGACUCAAUCCUAACGGAAAUGAUGAGCUAUGAUCUCGCCAACCCACAAGUCUACGGCAAUAUCAAAGUAGUCGGCAUGGGCUGGAAAUCCUGGGAACUGCGAGACUUCUACAAAGCCCCCCUCCCAUGCGGACCCAGGGACUCCCAAUCGCCAGACGGCAAUGUUAGAGAAACCACAGAAAGCCCCAUACCAGGCAGCUGCGACGCUGGACGUGGUGGGCCAACCCAAUCUCCUACCGCACACAGAACCUGCGAUACACAGAAAACACAUAUCCCCGUGUGGUCGACCGCGCCACCCGGCCCUAGAUCCUUCCCGCCAUCGACACUAGGCAAACGAAACCGCGAGGACGACCGCACUCCGAAUGGAGUAACGCCCCGCGGCCCAGAAACACAUAAUGAAGACCGCGAGGAUACCCCAAUCUACUCCGGCUGCUACCCGCACACCGUUGCCAGCGAUGGCCUUAUUUGGAGAAGGCGUAUGCGGCGCGUUGGGUGGGAGACUUUGAAGCAUUGGGAAGUUUGGGCGCUGGAUUCGCAGGAGCUUUGA